UAUGACCAUGGGAACCCAGUCAAUUAUUAUAUGGAAUAGAUUUUUCUUUUUUUAUGAUCGAGUCUGGUGCGUCACCGUUAAAAGUCUGCAAAGAAUUUAAAAUAUUUUACGUCACAUUUAGAAUCCGGAUCAAAGCGUUCCAUGUCUACUGCUUGUGCGUUGAGGUUAAAACUGUAAGUGUGGUAUGACGUCACGGCGAUGGGCGGGUCUAGUAAAUUACCCUUAUCCAAAUGCAUUCAAAGCUUACACUUAAAGCAGGCGGCGGCAAAACGGUGCGUCUUCUAACCUGAAACAGUAACCCACAUCGUCAGCUUUUCAGGAAGAGACGGCGAGUGAGCGUGUGUAGUAAGCAUGGCAGAAGCUCACCAGGCAGUGGCCUUCCAGUUCACUGUCACACCCGAUGGCAUCGACUUGCAGCUGUGCCAUGAGGCCCUUCGCCAAAUCUACCUGUCAGGACUUCACUCCUGGAAGAAGAGGUUCAUCAGGUUCAAGAAUGGGGUCAUGACAGGGGUCUAUCCAGGAAGUCCCUCAGGGCUUGUGGUUGUUUUGGUGGGUUACAUGUCCACCACUAAAUACGCCAAAAUAGACCCCUCCCUUGGGCUGUUCACUAAGCUGUCAACACACCUACCAGUCAGUAAAUACAUAACAGAAGAAGGCCAGCGUAUCGCUGGUGGGGUGUUGGUUGGAACGGGGUUAUGGAUUACCAUUAUUUUCGUUAUGAGGAAUGUCCUUAAGUAUCUGCUGUCCUGGCACGGAUGGAUGUAUAACCGUCAUGGAUCUCUGACCUUAAAGACAAAGAUUUGGUUGGUGUUGGUAAAGUUAUUCUCUGGGCCAAAGCCAAUGCUGUACAGCUUCCAGAGUUCACUACCGCGGUUACCUGUGCCUCCUGUGAAAGACACUGUUAGAAGAUAUCUUGAGUCAGCUCGUCCUCUGAUGGAUGAUGAACAGUACAAACGUAUGGAGGGGCUGGCAAAAGACUUUGAGAAAAACUUGGGCCCUAAACUCCAGUGGUACCUGAAGCUCAAAUCCUUGUGGGCUUCUAAUUACGUCAGUGACUGGUGGGAGGAGUAUAUUUACCUCAGAGGUCGUGGACCAAUCAUGGUCAACAGCAACUACUACGCAAUGGACUUCCUCUAUGUGAUCCCCACUAAUCUCCAAGCUGCCCGUGCUGGUAAUUCCAUCCAUGCUCUCAUGAUGUACAGAAGAAAACUGGACAGAGCACAAAUCAAACCACUCAUGGCACUAAACACUAUCCCCAUGUGCUCAUCUCAAUACGAGCGUGUGUUCAACACCAGUCGAGUUCCAGGUGUUGAAUCAGAUGUUCUUCAGCAUGUGAAUGAGAGCAAGCAUAUUGCUGUGUUCCACAAGGGGCGCUUUUUCAAGGUGUGGAUGUUUUAUGAUGGACGGUUGCUGUUGCCCCGAGAGAUUGAGCAGCAGAUUGAAAGGAUCCUAGCGGACAAGUCUGAACCUCAGCCAGGGGAGGAGCUGCUGGCUGUGCUGACGGCAGGUGAUAGAGUUCCUUGGGCCAAAGCCCGCUCACAGUUCUUCAGCAAAGGAAAGAAUAAGCAGUCUCUGGAUGCCGUGGAGAAGGCUGCUUUCUUUGUUACCCUGGAUGAUACCGAGCAACGUUACGAGCCUGACAAUCCAGUCCAGUCCUUGGACAGCUAUGCCAAAUCUCUGCUCCAUGGAAAAUGCUAUGACAGAUGGUUCGAUAAGUCUUUCAACCUGAUUGUAUUCAAGAAUGGUACUAUGGGAUUGAAUGCCGAACACUCCUGGGCUGACGCUCCUAUCAUUGGCCACAUGUGGGAACAUGUGUUGUCAUCAGAUCCAGUGAGACUAGGCUAUACUGAGGAUGGUCACUGCAAAGGAAACCUCCACCCCAGCCUGCCUGGACCCCAGAGACUGCAAUGGGACAUCCCAGAGGAGUGCCAGACAGUGAUCAAUAACACUCUGAAAGUGGCCAAAACUCUGGCGGAUGAUGUCGACAUGCACAUCUUCCCCUUCAACAACUUUGGCAAAGGCCAGAUCAAGAAGUGCAAGACCAGCCCCGAUGGUUUUAUUCAGAUCGCACUCCAGCUGGCACACUUUAGGGAUAAGGGCAAGUUCUGCCUGACAUAUGAAGCGUCCAUGACGCGUUUGUUCAGAGAGGGCCGUACUGAGACCGUGCGCUCCUGCACCAAACAGACUUGUGAUUUUGUCCGUGCCAUGAUGAGUGAUAGUGCGACGAGAGAAGAGAAGUUGAAGCUGUUGAAAGUGGCAGCAGAAAAGCAUCAGGAUUUAUACAGAUUGGCCAUGACGGGCAAUGGCAUUGACCGCCAUCUUUUCUGCCUCUACUUAGUGUCCAAGUAUCUGGGUGAAGAUUCGGCUUUCCUCAAAGAGGUGCUGUCUGAGCCCUGGAGGCUGUCCACCAGUCAGACUCCAUUGCAACAGGUCGAGCUGUUUGACUUAAAGAAACAUCCAGAAUAUGUUACCAGUGGUGGUGGAUUUGGGCCUGUUGCUGAUGAUGGUUAUGGUGUUUCAUACAUUAUUCUUGGAGAGGACCUCAUCAAUUUCCAUAUUUCCAGCAAACACUCCAGCCCAGAGACUGACUCUCAUCGCUUUGGCAGUAACAUUAAACAGGCAUUGCUUGAUAUCCUCGAUCUGUACCAGCUUGACAACAAAGCCAACAACAAAUGAUUUAUCUCUUUUGUUUUCUCUGUUCUACAAAAGGGAAUAAUUCUAAAAUAUUUUAAACAGGGCUAAUCCUCCUUAGGCAUGUGUAAAUCAAUUGUUGGUUAAAUUAAUGGUUGAAUUGAUAGAAUAGGAACUUAAAAAGGGUUGAGCAUUGUUUCUGGUUAUUUGUGAUCAUAUUUCAUUGUUUUAAAGGGUAAAAGAUCUGUUGUCUUUCUUUGCUGUACAUUAAGACAGCUUUCAUUUUAGUGCUAUUGUGUCUCUCAGAUGAACUAACUUGUUCUUUUUUGAAUUUCUUAGACUCAGGUUUGUAACUAACUUAUUCAAUUUAUGUGGCUUGAGUGUUGUUGCUUGAGUAGUAUUGUGGCAGCUUAGCUAUAAAGGGAGCAUGUGUGCCAUAUAUUUCAAACGUUGGACAUUACGACAAAUAUUGUACAGACAACCAUUUUUUUCAUUCACUUUUAUUUGUGUAUUUGCACACAAAGUGUCACAACAGAGUGUCAACAUUAUAUAUAUAUAUAUAUAUAUAUAUUUUUUUUUUUUUUUUUUUUUUUUAAAUUUUUUUUUAAUUAUUAUUUUAAUUUUUUAUUUAAUUGACUCACUAAUGGUUAGUCAAAUCAACAUGACAAGAAUUUGUUUUUGGCCAGUUAUGCAACACAUGAGUGGUCUUUUACUGCAGUAUGUUGAAACUAUGACUUUAUGAUCAUUUAUGCAUAUACAGGCCAACUAUAUCAACAGAGGGAGUUAAAUAAGAUGGGAAAAGGGCAGUAGUUAAUUUUGGUUGCCUUUUGAGUGCACCAACAACAAAUUCAUGAAUUGAAGGCAUCAUACAAAUGAUGGUGGCCUUUUUUUUCUUUUUUUAGAACAAAUCGUGAGAUCCCCACUUGCAUACAAGGGAUGUGCAGUAAAUAUAUACAGUAUUUCUGUAUAUGUUGUUUCUGAAAGAUGGAAAAGUGUGCUAUUUAUUUAUGUGUGAAAUCAUAGAUUCCUCAUCACAUAUUUUUGAAAGUGUUCUCAUGGAUUUAUUGAAUAAUAAUUAUUCUUGAUUGUAAAAAAGAAAUGAAUGAACAUGAAUAGAAUUUGAAGGGAAUGUGUUAAUUAGUUAAGAUGUGUUCUGCAUUUCAUAUGAUAUUUGAAUCAUGUUUUCCAUAGAACACAUGUUUGCAGCAAAGGUCUGAUAUAUGAACUCAGUGUUAAUGUAAUCCAGAACACCUUUCAACACAAUAAAAGUUGACCUCAAAGAGGA
Molecule: messenger RNA, 3916 nt
Organism: Myxocyprinus asiaticus (Chinese sucker)
Lineage: Eukaryota; Metazoa; Chordata; Actinopteri; Cypriniformes; Catostomidae
Product: carnitine O-palmitoyltransferase 1, liver isoform-like
Exons: 19
Coding region: 352-2676 (774 amino acids)
Biological process (GO): carnitine metabolic process; fatty acid metabolic process
Cellular component (GO): mitochondrion
Molecular function (GO): carnitine O-palmitoyltransferase activity
Source: RefSeq, a predicted model, not a curated record